GUUUUGAAAUCUCUGACUAAUAAAAGACGCCCUGGGCCCUGAGCCGAUCACAUCAUGGCAGGGAGGGGCCAAGAAGAGCUUUAAAUUCCAGAGCUGCACAGACAACAGCUGUACUUGUGAGAGUCACAGACAGACGGACUGCCCAGCCAUCAGUUUGGAAUCAUGUUGUGUCUUGUGGUUUUGCUGGUUCUGGGGUGCCUUGGCCAGGACGUGUGGGGGUGCAGCUGUGGCCGAAGGCACCCCCAGGCUGCUUACUGCAGCGCAGAUUUUGUUAUUCAAGGGAGAUUUAUUGGAAAGACCCAGCACAAGACACAAGAGCAGGGCAGAGUGAAGUAUGAGAUCAAAACUACUAAGAUCUUUAAGGCCCCUGAUGGAAUGGACGACAUACAAUUUCUGAGCACCCCAUUAAUGGAAAGCAUGUGCGGCUUUGAACAUCACAUUUCCAACAAGAGCCAGACCUUCCUUAUUACAGGGCACGUGGUGAAUGGUAAAUUGGAAAUCGACCAGUGUAACUUCAUUGUUCCUUGGGCCUCACUAUCCGCCGCUCAGAAGAGGGGCUUCCAGGAGGUGUACCGCAAGGCCUGUUCCUGUAAUAUUGUCCCCUGCUACAGUGGUACCUGCUCCCUGGAAUCUGAUAGCCAGUGCCUUUGGACCGAUGUACUGGUGCACUGGCAGGAGCCUCUCAAUGGGGCACAAUCCAAAUACAUGGCCUGUGUUGACCAGGGCAACGGUUUGUGCACAUGGGAGUCUCAGAAACCCAGCGCCAUCGCUGCUAGGAAUAAAAAGGCAAUUUCGGCAACCAAGGAAGAGUAAUCUACUGGGGGGGGGGGUCACAGGGGAUGAUGGAAGGAAGGGGAAGUGUUUUGUACAUUUGAAUGCAUGUUCCCUUUAUACCGGGGGAAAUAAAUGUCUUUUUAUGUUUUUUGUA
This is a messenger RNA of Xenopus laevis (African clawed frog), 928 nucleotides long. RefSeq names its product tissue inhibitor of metalloproteinase-1 S homeolog (gene timp1.S). Gene Ontology annotation, biological process: negative regulation of membrane protein ectodomain proteolysis; response to cytokine; response to hormone. The record is from RefSeq and is a predicted model, not a curated record. NCBI's taxonomy places the organism in Eukaryota, Metazoa, Chordata, Amphibia, Anura, Pipidae. Gene Ontology annotation, cellular component: extracellular region; extracellular matrix. Gene Ontology annotation, molecular function: protease binding; metalloendopeptidase inhibitor activity. The transcript has 6 exons. The coding region runs from base 163 to 813 and encodes 216 amino acids.